UCCUGGGGGCAGCGGAGCCCAUGUCGGCCCUGAGGCGCUCGGGCUACGGCCCCAGUGACGGUCCGUCCUACGGCCGCUACUAUGGGCCGGGGGGUGGCGAUGUGCCAGUGCACCCGCCUCCGCCCUUGUAUCCUCCCCUUCGCCCGGAGCCUCCUCAGCCUCCCAUUUCCUGGCGGGUGCGCGGGGGCGGCCCGGCCGAGACCACCUGGCCUGGAGAAGGCGGAGGAGGCGAUGGCUACUACCCCACGGGAGGCGCCUGGCCGGAUUCGGGUCGGGCCGGAGGCAGCCACCAGGAGCAGCCACCGUAUCCUAACUACAACUCAAACUAUUGGAAUUCUACUGCACGACAUCGGGCUCCUUACCCAAGUACAUAUCCCACAAGACCAGAAUUGCAAGGCCAGAGUUUGAAUUCUUACACAAAUGGAGCAUACGGUCCACCGUACCCGCCUGGCGCUGGGGCAAGUACUGCCUCAUACUCUGGGGCGUAUUACACCCCUGGAUAUACCCAGGCCAAUUAUUCCACAGAGGUUCCAAGCACUUACCGUUCACCCGGCAACAGCCCAACCCCGGUCUCUCGUUGGGUGUAUCCCCAACAGGACUCUCAGACUGAAGUGCCCCCUCUGCGGGGGCAGGUUCCAGGGUAUCCUGCUUCUCAGAACCCUGGAAUGACUCUGCCCCAUUAUCCAUAUGGGGAUGGUAAUCGUAGUGUUCCACAAUCCGUACCGAGUGUACGACCACAAGAGGAUGCGUGGGCCUCGUCUGGGGCUUAUGGAAUGGGUGCCCGUUACCCCUGGCCUCCGGCUGUGCCCACAGCACCACCCGGGAAUCUCUAUGUGACCGAAAAUGCUUCACCAUGGCCUAGCAGUGGCUCUCCUCAGCCACCUCCUUCACCUCCGCCCCAGCAGCCCAAGGAAUCCUCCUACCCCUAUAGCCAAUCAGAUCAAGGCAUGAACCGGCACAACUUUCCUUGCAGUGUCCAUCAUCAGUACGAAUCCUCGGGGACAGUGAACAAUGAUAAUUCAGAACUUUUGGAUUCUCAAGUCCAGUAUAGUGCUGAGCCUCAGCUCUAUGGCAGUGCCACCCAUGAACAUCUCAGCAAUCAAGACCAAAGUCAUAAUCUUCCUGAAGAGUCUUUAUCUUCAGAUCAAAGUACUCCUCCAAGUAUUAAAAAAAUCAUACAUGUGCUGGAGAAAGUCCAGUAUCUUGAGCAAGAAGUAGAAGAGUUCGUAGGAAAAAAGACAGACAAAGCGUACUGGCUUCUAGAGGAAAUGCUAACCAAGGAACUUUUGGAACUGGAUUCAGUUGAAACUGGGGGCCAGGACUCUGUCCGGCAGGCCAGGAAAGAGGCUGUUUGUAAGAUCCAGGCCAUACUGGAAAAACUGGAAAAAAAAGGAUUAUGAAAAGAAUUUAGAACAAAUGGAAGCCUGUUGCUAACUUGACCAAAGAACUCUUGGUUUUGGUUAUUCAGUCCCCUCUUUUUGAAAUGCCUGUCGAUGAUACGAAGCAAUAUGCUCCAACUUUUCCUUGGAUUUAAAACUUGAAAAGCUGGCAAAGGAGUGGAAGAAUAUUUAGUUAUGAGUUGUUUUCUACUUCCAGAGGAAUGAAUGUAAUAAGAAACUUAGCGGAUGUCGGCAAGCUGCUGCUUAAUACCAGGAGGGAGAAGUCACUCUGUGCAACAGGCUUCCCUCAAAACCUGCUCCGUGAAACUGGGUAUAAUACUGAGACACACAGGCUGCUUUUUUAAACAUCUGGAUGACUUGUCACAUUUUUGUACAUUGUGACUGCUUUCAACAUACACUUCACGUGUAAAUUACUGCUUAGACUGUAGCCUUCGUGGACCUUUGUUGUUUGCAGUUGACAAAUAUAGUAUUAUUCUCUACUUCUUGGUACAUUUUGUAGUAAUAUGUUUAAUAUAAUUAUUCAAGAGACUAUAUAACAGCCAGAGAGUGUGGCAGUUCUGAAUGAAUUUAUCUCUUUUCACCACGUGAAUAUAUUGCAAUGUGUAGUGAGUUCCUGAGGUAAAUUGUUUGUCUCCCUUUUUGUAUAGAUCAUUAGAUUAGAGUUUUACUACUUCUAUGUUACAUAGAAGGGGAGUGCAAAGUAAAUUUGGAAAUGGCACUGAUGUAAAAAUGAAAAUGUGGAAAUUUUUCUCUUUUGCUUUUUUAUUGUAUUUGGAUAAAGAUUCACUUUAAAAUUACUUUUUUUUUUUACAAAGUAUUAAUUAUCUUUUCACUAUUGCUGCUUCCAUAGAGAAUAUUGUGAUAGAUACAGAUGGAAAAUUAAAUGCCACAAUGAGUAGAAAUAUUGACUGCAAAGAGUAAUAAAUAUAAUUAUUUAGCAGUAACUAUUCUCCAUCUGAAAUAUUAGUUUCAACAUCAAGAUCCCUAUAAGUAGAUUUCAGCUCAGUUUAUACUUAAAAAUAAUGAGAGUUAAGGGGGAUUCAUACUCAGGGAAUGAGUCAGCCAUAGGUAGAGUGGAAAUUUAUUUUUUUCUUUUAAAGACAGAUGUGCUGUCUCUAGAGUAAAUUGCACAGAAUUGCCUGCUUCAAAAAAGGAUGCUAUUACCCCUUUUUAACAGUCAUUUCAGAGCCAAAUUUAGGAAAGGAACAUUGGCAGUGUCUUAGCUGGCGUUGCUUGUGUAGCAGUGUGCAAUUGUGUAGCAGAGGCUUAGGUAAGUACAUUUUUACUUCUGAGGUGGAUGCUAUGCCUGUAUGUGUUUGCAAAAAACAGCUGUUUCUUAAGAUAGCCAACUGAUAAUUUUUUUUCCCCCAGACUGCCAGGCCUGUUAAAUUAUACUCUGUCAUUCAUCUCCUCUACUCAUGAAUCAAGCCAAACUAAUAACAACAUUGAGAAGCAAUGUAGUAAAAAUAUUGGCUGAGUCUUAUGAUUGAGAUGAGUGAUCUUGCAAGAUAAUAUGUUGAAAAUUUUACUCUAGGAUUUUUAUUUUGAAAUGUUUUUAAGAAGUCUUUUUUAUGGAAAUGAGAAAAUUAUACAUGAGACUAUACAUUUUAAAUGGGUAAGACCUUAAAGCUAAGUUACCAGUUAAUACAAUGAUUAAUUCAGAAACCAACACUAUUGUUUAACUUACUGAGUGCCCAAGAUGCCAGUUUCCGUAAAGUCUUGAUUUUUUUAUAUAUGUACAUAUUGUGCACAUAUACACAUAUAUGUGUGUAUAUUUUUAACAGUUUUAAAAAUCUUUGAGGUAAUUUUAGACUGAAAGAAGAGUUGUAAAAAUAAUAGAGUUCUUGUAUAUCCGUCACCCACUUUUCCCUUAUGUUAACAUCUUAUAUAACCAUGAAGCAUUGUCAGAAUUAAGAAAUUAACCUUGAUACAAUAGCAUUAACUAAAGUAGAGAGUAUAAAAGUAGCAACUUUAUUAGUCUUUUCACUAACGUCUUCUUCCGUUCCAGGACCCAUCCUUGGAUUUACUUGUCUUGUCUCUGUAGCGCCCAGCAUUCUGACAGUGUCAUUACAGGGGAAACUCAAUGUCCUAGUGUACUUCUGGUGUUGCUAAUCUGAAUCACUGUGCUAUGACGGGGUCUGCUGGGAGUCUCUACUGUAAACUUACAUAUUUUCCUUUGUAAUUACUGAGUAGUUGCUGGAGAUACUUUGAGACUAUGCAAAUGUCUGUUUCUGCUUACACUUCCGCCCACUCUUCCUAUCCAUUGGCAGAUCCUCUGCUUGUGGCAGUUACUACCGUGGUGUUCUAAUGGUGAUGUUUUCUCUCUCUCGUUCCUCCCACAUUCUUCUGUAAGGGAAGAAUUGUUGCGUUUGGAUUUAUAUUUUUAGUCAUAAGAUAAUUCAGGUUAACUGAAAAUUUAGAACUUAAAUAUAUACACAUAUGUAUAAACCAUGUUAAAAUGAUUCCAAAUGCUGUUAUAAAGAAAAUUAAGUUGGUAACUUUAUCAGAAAAUAUAAUGAACUUAAGAAAAGUGGUAUUUAUGAUUUGUAGAAUUGGUUCAACUUUUGAUGGAAUAUUGACCUUAGACUGAAUUCAAAUUUUCUUGAAGUUGCACAUCUGGACUUUUUAACUGUGUCGAAAUUUAUAUUACUUUGGGGAUCAUUUUUGUCAAUAUCUUGAAUAAAGUUACCCAGAACUGGCAUGAUAAAUACAACUGUGUUUUCUUUAUAAUAAACCA
Molecule: messenger RNA, 4137 nt
Organism: Lepus europaeus (European hare)
Lineage: Eukaryota; Metazoa; Chordata; Mammalia; Lagomorpha; Leporidae
Gene: BAG4
Product: BAG cochaperone 4
Exons: 5
Coding region: 21-1400 (459 amino acids)
Biological process (GO): protein stabilization
Cellular component (GO): cytoplasm; cytosol; membrane
Molecular function (GO): protein-folding chaperone binding; adenyl-nucleotide exchange factor activity
Source: RefSeq, a predicted model, not a curated record